AUGAUCGUGUCGUACAGGCGGCAGCCAAAUAAACCAAAGACAAGUUUAUCUCAUAAUCCUAUUCACUUAUAUGACACCGUGACAACAGCCGGCACGCAACAGCAGUACGUCCACUUGAGCCCCACGCUGUGCAAGUCUGUGGUGGUGGUGGUGGUGGUGGUGGUGGUGGAGGAGGCGGCUGCGCGCUUUCCAGACGGGUCGCGCUGCCAGCAGGAGCCGCGCUGGCGGCGACAGAGCCGAAGCACUCGUGAUGACUCGCCCGGUGGACGGGCGGCGGAGCAGAAUUCCAGCGCGGCGCGGCGCUGCGUUCGCAAAACGCACGACGCUCCGGCCGGCCUUCCUACGCGCUCGCCUUACGCCAAGACUUUCUCCCUCGAGGAGGCGUGCCCGCCGCCGUCGUUCGCCGGCGCUGCGCAGAAGAGGAAAGUGUGCGGGCUGGCGGCGAAUCCUGCUGCAGAGCGCACAGUGGUGGGGUGGGACCUGCUGCGGCCAGAGACGCUCGCUGGCGCCCUUGACCGCCGUGCGCCGCCCGUUACGGCGGCCAGCGGAGCAGGGAUCCCCGCCGACACUAUGUCAUGGCCGCGCCGCCCAGCUCAGACGCAGCCUGCCACAGUUUUCCACCUGCAGGCCCUGCCGGCGCGGGAUGCGCAACAGGUGCGGCGGAUGUCUGCGCGUGCCUCUUCCUCUGCCUCUGCCCCUGCCCUCUCCGUCUGCCAGACGCUUUCGCCCCGCGCCGCUUGUGCAGUGGAGUGGAGUGCAACAGCUGUGCCGGCUCCGAGGUUCGCUGCGCGCACACGCAACGCACUAGGCCAAGGUCGGCCAAGGCCGGCCGCCGCCCCCGCCUCCGCCCCCGCACCGACCUGUGACGUGAGCACAACAGGUGCUGCCCCCACCCCCACCAGCGCGCCGCCUGUGUGCGCUAAGUGGCUGGCAGCAGCGCUGGUGGCUGCGGUGGUGGCCGCGGUGGCCGCCCAGGGGCAGGAGCCGAGCAUCCUGGAGGCGGCGCUGCGCGCGCUCCAGCAGGGCACGCGCCACUGGAACUCGGAGCCGCGCGACGUGCCCGACGCGCAGCUGCUGGACGAGUACGACUUCGUGGUGGUGGGCGCGGGCACGGCCGGCUGCGCGGUCGCCGCCCGCCUCUCCGAGGUGCCGCACUGGUCCGUGCUGCUGGUGGAGGCGGGCCGCCACGAGAACUUCGUCAUGGACAUCCCCAUAGCCGCCAACCUGCUGCAGUUCACGGACGCCAACUGGAACUACCGGACGGAGCCGUCGUCGACGUCGUGCCUGGCCAUGGAGGGCCGCCGCUGCCGGUUCCCGCGCGGCAAGGUGAUGGGCGGCACCAGCGUCCUCAACUACCUCAUCUACACCAGGGGCAACCGGAGGGACUACGACCACUGGGAGCGCCUCGGCAACACCGGCUGGGGCUGGGCAGACGUCCUGCCGUACUUCCUCAAGUCGGAGGCGACGGCGAUCCCUGAGCUGGCGGCGGACCGCGUCUUCCACAACACGGAGGGCCCGGUGGCGGUCGACUACGCCCCCUACCACACGCCGCUGGCCGAGGCCUUCCUGGAGGCCGCCGCGCUGCUCGGCUUCCCGCAGAACGACUACAACGGCGCCACGCAGGUCGGCUCCUCAUACCUGCAAGUGACGCUGCGCAACGGCACGCGGUGGUCGUCGUCGCGCGCCUACCUGCACCCAGCGCGCGGCCGGCCCAACCUGCACGUGCGCAAGCGCUCGCUCGUCACCAGGGUGGACGUGGACCCGCAGACGCUGCGCGCGCGCGGCGUCUUCCUGGAGCGCGCCGGCCGCCGCCGCUACGUGCGCGCGCGCCGCGAGGUGGUGCUGUCCGCCGGCGCCAUCAACAGCCCGCAGCUGCUGAUGCUGUCCGGCGUGGGGCCGCGCCAGCACCUCCAGGAGAUGGGCAUCCCCGUGCUGCAGGACCUCGCCGUGGGCUACAACCUGCAGGACCACGCGUCCAUCGGCGGCCUCAUGUUCGUGGUGAACGAGAGCGUGUCGCUGCGCGCCGAGGACAUCCUGGGCCGGCGCGACAACUACGUGCAGUUCCUGGCGUACGGGCGCGGGCCCAUGGCGGUGCCCGGCGGCGCGGAGGCCCUCGCCCUCUACGACACGGAGGACCCCGCCGACCUGGACGCGCACGCCGACAUGGAGAUCGAGUUCCUGGGCGGCUCGGUGGUGUCGGAGCCGACGCUGCGGCGCAACUUCGGGAUCCGCGACGACGUGUACGAGGCGAUGUUCGCGCCGGUGGAGCGCGCGCACACCUGGAUGGCGUUCCCGCUGCCGAUGCGGCCGCUGAGCCGCGGCCGCGUGUGGCUGCGCAGCCGCGACCCGCGCGCGCCGCCGCGCAUCCGGCCCGGCUUCUUCAGCCACCCGCGCGACGUGCUGGUGUCGCUGCGCGGCAUCCGCCAGGCCAUCCGGCUGGCCGGCGCGCCGCCGCUGCAGCGCUUCCAGUCGCGCCUGCACGACCUGCCCGUGCCCGCCUGCCGCCACCUCGCCUUCUCCAGCGACGAGUACUGGGUGUGCGCGAUGCGGCAGCUGACCUUCACCAACUACCACCAGUGCGGCACGUGCAAGAUGGGCCCCUCGUGGGACCACACGGCCGUGGUGGACCCGCGGCUGCGCGUGCACGGCGUGCAGGCGCUGCGCGUCGUCGACGCCUCCGUCUUCCCGGCCAUUCCCACGGCGCACACCAACGCGCCCACCUACAUGGUGGCCGAGAAGGCGGCCGACAUGAUCAAGGAGGACUGGGGCGAGCUGCGCCGCUAG
Molecule: messenger RNA, 2784 nt
Organism: Schistocerca cancellata (South American locust)
Lineage: Eukaryota; Metazoa; Arthropoda; Insecta; Orthoptera; Acrididae
Product: glucose dehydrogenase [FAD, quinone]-like
Exons: 13
Coding region: 1-2784 (927 amino acids)
Molecular function (GO): oxidoreductase activity, acting on CH-OH group of donors; flavin adenine dinucleotide binding
Source: RefSeq, a predicted model, not a curated record